This is a messenger RNA of Sinocyclocheilus grahami, 333 nucleotides long. Its product is annotated as NADH dehydrogenase [ubiquinone] 1 beta subcomplex subunit 5, mitochondrial-like. Lineage: Eukaryota; Metazoa; Chordata; Actinopteri; Cypriniformes; Cyprinidae. Gene Ontology annotation, cellular component: respiratory chain complex I. The coding region runs from base 6 to 299 and encodes 97 amino acids. The transcript is spliced from 4 exons. The record is from RefSeq and is a predicted model, not a curated record.
AAAGGAUGUUUAUCAUCAAGCCCACUGACUUCUAUGACAGAAGAUUUCUUCACCUGCUGAAAUAUUACAUUCUUCUCACUGGCAUCCCUGUGGCAGCUCUUGUGACGUUUGUUAAUAUUUUCAUAGGAGAAUCUGAGUUAGCAGAGAUACCUGAAGGUUACGAACCAGAGCACUGGGAGUACUACAAGCAUCCCAUCACCCGUUGGAUUGCUCGUACCUUUUAUGACAGCCCAGUGAAGGACUAUGAGAAAAUGAUGGCACUUAUCCAAAUGGAGGCCGAGAAGGCUGAAAUGAGGUAAGCUGUCUUUAUAUGAUUCAGCUAAUUAGGAUCAA